UUCAUCAUUUGAUUUACAGGCAAUUUUUUUAAAUCUUAAUUUAUAUUUAAAUGAAAAUGAAACAGAUUUUGAUAGUUUUCUUUUAUUUGAUACAACGGUGAAAUCCAUACCAGAAAAUGUUUUUAAUAAUAUAACAUUUAAAAGUUUAAUGUUUCAAGAUAAUCAUCUUUUAACAACAAUUGAUGAAAAUGCAUUCUAUUAUUUUAAAGAUAACGUUGAAGUAUUUGAAACAUUAAAUACAAAUUUAUCCGACAGUCAAAUAAUAUUUUCUAUAUUAAAACAAUUUACAAAUUUACGUCGUAUUAGUAUGCAUAAUGAUCGUUUAACAACAAUUCCAAAUUAUGCAUUUAAUCAUACAAAAUUAACAGAUAUAUGGUUUGGUUUAGAAAAUCGACGAACAAAUCAACCAAUUGAAAGCAUUGGUCAAUAUGCUUUUUAUAAUGUACCGAAUUUACGACUAUUACGUAUAUUUUCACCUAAUCUAACACAAAUAAAUAAAUAUGCAUUUGCUCAACGUAAUCGAUCAUCAACAAAUAAUAUGUUACAUAUUUAUAUUGGUGGACAAAUGUUAAAUUCAACUAGCUUUCCAUUAACAUCUUUAAGUCGUUUUCGUAAUCGUGCAGUAUUUCUAAGAUUAUAUUUUACGAAUUUAACAUAUUUAGAUGAAAAUAUUUUUCAACCAUUUCUUGAAACACAUCCAUCAUCAUUGAUUGAUAUUAAUUAUACAAAUAUGAAUCUUCAAUGUGAUUGUCAAUCAGCAUGGAUUCAAUAUGAUUAUUUACGUGAUGUUGAUGAAUUAGAAAAUCGUGUUUAUGGAUAUAAAUGUUGGCCGCAUGAUUUUUCUAAUUGUACAUUAAAUUAA
This is a messenger RNA of Adineta steineri, 862 nucleotides long. The record is from the annotation of a GenBank genome assembly. Lineage: Eukaryota; Metazoa; Rotifera; Eurotatoria; Adinetida; Adinetidae.